Messenger RNA from Magallana angulata, 2996 nucleotides. Its product is annotated as leukotriene A-4 hydrolase-like. Gene Ontology annotation, cellular component: cytosol. Gene Ontology annotation, molecular function: aminopeptidase activity; metallopeptidase activity; zinc ion binding. NCBI's taxonomy places the organism in Eukaryota, Metazoa, Mollusca, Bivalvia, Ostreida, Ostreidae. Bases 156 to 2000 code for a protein of 614 amino acids. Gene Ontology annotation, biological process: peptide catabolic process; proteolysis. The transcript is spliced from 17 exons. The record is from RefSeq and is a predicted model, not a curated record.
CCACUUCCUGUUGAUAUUCACCGGCAUCAAAACCGAAACUGCGUGAAGCGUUCAAUGAUUUAAUAUUGUGCUUUGUUCUGAACGUUGAUAAGUAAGGGAUUCAAUAAUUUAGACUCAUAGAGAAUUUAAAUUUACAGGAAUAAAAGCUUUUUGAUAUGGCAGCUCUAAGUCCAGAUGACCCCUGCUCAUUUGCCAGACCUGAUGAAUGUAAAGUGAUCAAUCUGGAUUUGAAUCUGGAGGUGGAUUUUGACUCAAGGAAGCUUUGUGGCUAUGUGGACUUAGCAGUGGAGAGAAUGAAAGAUGGAGUCCAGAACUUGGUCUUAGACACAAGAGAUAUCACCAUUAAUAAAAUCACGGAUGCUGAUAACUGUCAGGAACUGAAGUUUACCUUAGGAGAAAAGACAGACAGUUUCGGAUCCAAGCUGGAAGUGCAACUUCCUGUCUCUUCAUCAAAAAGCAACAAGAUUCGAGUGCAUUAUGAGACUUCCCCUCAAUGCUCCGCUCUCCAAUGGCUGAGACCUGAACAAACAGCUGGAAAGAGGCAUCCAUACCUGUUUAGUCAAUGUCAGGCUAUCCAUGCCAGAAGUAUGGUGCCCUGCCAGGAUACGCCAGGCAUUAAGGUGCCUUACACUGCCAAGGUGACUGCUCCGAGAGACAUCACCAUUCUGAUGAGUGCAGUAAGGUCAGAACCAGAGCCUCACCCGUCCGACAGUGGUAAACUGGUUCACCAGUUCCUGCAGAAAGUUCCCAUCCCCACUUACCUCAUUGCUAUUGUAGGAGGGGAUUUAGAGUCUCGGACAAUUGGGCCACGAUCGAAAGUUUGGACUGAGAGGGAAAUGAUAGAAGCAGCAGCUUUUGAGUUUUCUGAGACAGAGAAGAUGCUUCAGACGGCCGAGGCCCUAAUGGGGCCAUACAUCUGGGGUCAGUACGACCUACUUGUACUGCCGCCGUCCUUUCCCUAUGGUGGGAUGGAGAACCCAUGUUUGACCUUUGUGACCCCAACUCUCCUGGCUGGGGACAAAUCGUUAGCUGAUGUGGUGGCUCAUGAGAUUUCCCAUAGCUGGACAGGGAACCUUGUCACCAACAAAAACUGGGAACACUUCUGGUUAAAUGAAGGUCACACCAUGUUUGUGGAGAGAAAGAUCACAAAGGCUUUGCAUGACAGUGAGGUUCUUCGGCAGUUUCGAGCUUUGGCGGGGUUUAAAGAACUGAAGGAAGAAAUUGAAGUAGUGUUGAAGAAUGGUCCGUACACUCGGCUGAUCCCUGACCUCAAAGGAGUGGAUCCGGAUGAUGCGUUCUCCAUUGUUCCGUAUGAGAAGGGCUUCACUCUGUUAUUUUAUCUGGAGACUCUGCUUGGGGGUCCAGAGGUUUUUGAGAAAUUCCUGCGAGCGUACAUAGAGAGUUUCAAACAGCAGUCUAUUGACUCGGACCAGUGGAAAGAGUUCCUCUACUCCUACUUCCAAGACAAGAGGGAGGUUCUAGAUGGUGUGGAGUGGGACAAGUGGUUCUACAGUGAGGGCAUGCCCCCAGUGAUACCAAAAUAUGAUGACAGUUUAGCAGUACCCUGUAAACAACUUUGUCAGAGAUGGUCGACCUCUGGGGACCAAGACCUUGACCAGUUUGCCCCCAGUGACCUGACCUCAUUGACCUCUGUACAGGUCGUGGAAUUCCUGGCUCUCCUUGUGGAACAGCCCCCAUUGUCCCUCAUCAAAGUUCAGAAGAUGAACGAGCUGUAUAAAUUGAAUGAUGUGAAGAACUCAGAAGUCAGAUUCAGAUGGUUGAGGCUGUGUAUUAAGGCUCAAUGGAAAGAGGCCAUUCCUAGAGUCUUAGACUUCGUCAACGAGCAGGGGAGGAUGAAAUUUGUCCGACCACUGUACAGAGAUCUGUAUGGCUGGGAAGAUGCCAGACCAACAGCCAUUGAAAACUUUAAGAAACACAGAGACGAGAUGCACAAUACCACAGCCACCAUGUUGGCCAAAGACCUCAAACUUAAUAUCUAGAGCUAAGCGUCAAAUGCUGUGGCAAAUUGGGCACAAGAUGAUAGCAAGCAAUGAAUAUGCAUACUUGGCUGUAAUAGUUUGACUGGUGAUCAAACAUUGGAUAUUAAAAAAAAUUGAGAAUCUCUUGAAUACAAACAGCUGAUUUGUAAUCUGUUAAUACAGUGAUGUACAUGUAUAUUAUAUAAUUUUAUAAUGACACUGUCUUAUUUUGAUAAUUUUGAAAUUGUGAGUGAUUUUUUUGCAAAUAUAUACACAUAUUUGUGAUGAUAAAAUUUGAUUGUUUUAGUAGAUAGUACAUGUACUGAUAACCUCAACCCACUGCUUUAUUUAUGCAAAGCUAUGGGAAUGCAUGCACGCAUGAUACUACAUGUAUUGAUAAAUAUUAUGCUUAUCAGCUUAUUCAUAUUUUUUUUUAGUGUUAUGUUUUACAACAUAUGUUACAUGUAUUCAGACUUUUGAUUUGAUUUUCUGUGAUAUUGUUGUGAUCUCUUGCUAUGAUAUCGUAUAAUUAUCAGAUCAUUCUAUAUACAUCGAAUCCUUAGUAAAUGUGCAUUUAAAGUACCUCACUACAUCUAGAUUUAUACUUUUUAAGAGACUACAUCAGAAGAUGACAAUUUAAAUUUUUUUUUUAAACUAAUUUUAUCACUGGAUUUGGUCGAAUAUCAUCAUAGCUCAGUGGGUAAAGUGUUGGGCUUGUGAACCACAAGGUCAUGAGCUCAAAUCAGCCUGGGAUUUUUAUUCAUACUUUGAAUUACGUUUUUAGGAAUAGUUUUUUCUAUCCAAAUUUGCAUAUACAUGUACUUCUUUUCCAAUUUCACUUACCCAUUAUAUUCUUCUUAUGCUAUCUAUCAUAAUAAAGUAAUUUUCUGCUAAUUUGAGAAUUUUUUUUUAGCUGUAGUACAUAACAUGGCACAUUUAUGAAUACUAUUGUAUUACAAAAUUAGGAUUACCACCGUUUGAUUAAUAAAUAAAAAAGAGUAUAUUUGAGAAAAUUUA